UCGAAUUUUUGUGAAUAUUUUAACGGUCGAUAGGAAGGAAACAUAUGAGAAUUCGUGUUAGUGGAACGAACGUUAUGUGUGUGUAAGCUGUUGUCACCGGCUGAUUUUCCACCCCACGCAUGGUUCCUUGGCCCACGCUAAAGUCUGCUAGGCUGUUCUAGCUAAACGCGUUAGUAGUUUACGUUUAGUUAAUAGUCGCGAAGAAGCAGUCGCCUCCAGCUCCAGUCGUCUGUAGCCGCCGGUUCAGUUCGAUCGACGCGCUCAACGAGUAUAGUCGGUCCGUUAAAACCGAAUUUUAUCCUCGCGAUAGUGAACGAGCCCCCGAAGAACCGGUGAACUCUGACCUCACCGAGUGAACGGCGAGAGCCUAAUCGUAAGCGCUGGUCGUCGAUCUCGGUACUUCGUUAUCUGGAUAUUUAUCAGAAAAGUCGUCUCCAGGAUAUAUCGCGGCCACCAUGCUACCAAGAUUACUAGUACCGAUCAUUUUACUCCUCGUUAUUUUAGGACUAUCGAAGGCUUGCGAUUUGGAUCAGAUGCAAUAUGGGUGCCGUAUUUAUAAUGCACAAUGCAGAUGCGGAUACGGUUGCUCGGCCGAAUACAGAUAUAACAGUAACGAAGAUUGCAGAGAAGCGUUGAGAGGCGGCCGCGGGGAUAUAUGUUACAGGACAAAACCAUGUUUGAACGGAGGAUCGUGUUCGCAAAUAUCGUCGGAUCCCGGGUACAAAUGUCGUUGCGAAGGAACUGGCUUUUACGGAGCACACUGCGACAAACCUUGUGCAGGACCGAGUAAUCAAGGUUUUCGGGGGCCGUUCCCUUACGAAUGCGUAAUCAUUUAAUCGGACAUUUUUGGAGGCUCGCCUUCGAAAUCAAAUACAUUCAGUAUAAUGUCAAGUACAAAACGAUAAAUACACUUUUCACAUCUUUGUACAUACAUAAUAAAUAUUGUAUAUACGAUACUUA
Molecule: messenger RNA, 960 nt
Organism: Ceratina calcarata
Lineage: Eukaryota; Metazoa; Arthropoda; Insecta; Hymenoptera; Apidae
Product: notch homolog 2 N-terminal-like protein A
Exons: 4
Coding region: 456-836 (126 amino acids)
Source: RefSeq, a predicted model, not a curated record